Molecule: messenger RNA, 1221 nt
Organism: Eleginops maclovinus (Patagonian blennie)
Lineage: Eukaryota; Metazoa; Chordata; Actinopteri; Perciformes; Eleginopidae
Gene: cdca9
Product: cell division cycle associated 9
Exons: 13
Coding region: 15-1151 (378 amino acids)
Biological process (GO): mitotic sister chromatid segregation
Cellular component (GO): chromosome passenger complex; spindle midzone; chromosome, centromeric region
Source: RefSeq, a predicted model, not a curated record
GAACCAGUCAGGUGAUGAAGCAGUUGCUACUUCGGACGUCAUGUGAUUUGAAGCAAGCUUUGAAGCAGUGGUUCUAUUGGAUUGUAGUUCAGCGUUUAAAGCAGGUAACGAAAGUUCCGUGUGGCACUGUCAUCACAAGACCACACAAGAUGACUUCGAGGCGGGCAAAGAACAGAGGAACCGGCUCGGCAAACGAGAAGGAGAGUCGGGCGAUGAGACACAACAAACUAUCUCUCUUUAUCGAGCAGUUUGAGAAAGAAGCACAAGAUCGUAUGGAUGGGUUGGAAGCCAGACUGGAGCACAUGUUGGCCUCAGUGGACAAAGUCUUCGAAGUGGAGCUAUUGAAGAUUCCUCGUGCUCUGCAAACAACCCUCAUAAUGGAAAUAUUCAUGGAGGAGGAAUCCUCAGCCAGUGACGUGUCAAUUGCCAUGAGGAAUGAGUCCCAAGAGUUUCACCGGCCCAUCACAAGGGCCCACAGUGAAAGAGUAAAAUCCACUGAUUCUGCACCGGGUCAGUGCAAAGCAGUCCAGAAACCCUCAUCCAAGGUAGGAAAAGCGACAAAAAAGAACAAAGCAUUAGUUGGAAUUAACAGCACUGGAAAUAUCCGGGACUCCCCAGUAACUGCCAAGAGAACUCAGAACCUCUCAGACGACAACAACGAGCUGACCCCAUCGACCAAACAGAAACUCAGGUUUGAGGUCUCUAAUGGUGAUCCGCACUGUUCCAUUACCGGCUCUGCUGCACACGUCACUGUCACUGUACCACAGGGACAGGUAGGAAAAGGGACAAAAAAGGGCAAAACAUUAGUUGGAAGUAGCAGCACUGGAAAUAUCAGGGACUCCUCAGUCACUGCCAAGAGAGCUCAGAGCCUCGUGGACAACAACAAUAAGCAGACCCGAACAACCAAACAGAAACUCAGGUCUGUGGUCUCUGCUGGUGAUCUGCACUGUUCCAUGGCCGGCUCUGCUGCACACAUCACUGUCACCACAGCACAGGGACAGACUCUCUCCUUUUCUGAAGAGACGAAGGGUAGGAUUAACAUUGACCUGCUGGAUGACGUAGCACGGUGCCAGAUAAAGAGGCUCACGAAUCUGAUGGGCAUGGUGUUGAGGCGAAGCUCCACUGACCGGGAAUUUUCUCCUUUCUCUUAGCUAUGAAAUAAGUAAAUAUAUAUAAAAAUGUGGUUUUUAAAUUGGAAUAAAGUUAAUUUGUAUUGAUCUA